GUGCUUCAUCAUCAUCCUGCUGAAGUGAUCCCUUGUCUCGAACAUAUCCUGUCAAGACAAAAUGGAAAACCUCCUGAAGUUAUGUCUCUUUCUGUUCUGCAUGGAAAUUGCUGUGGCUCUCGAAUGUUUACAGUGCAGUGGCUACAAAAAUGGAAAAUGUGAACAUGAGGUAAAACAAUGCAUAGCUAAAACAGGAGAAUCUUGUAUGAUCACUAGACUCUGGACUUGGCCACACAAUGAAAGUGACCCGCUGUUUGCAGAGUCCAAGUGCAUGAAAGAUUGUCAAGAAGAAAAUGAAUAUACUCCUCGUGGAAGAAUACUAACAAUCUGCUGUGAUUAUUAUGAUUUUUGCAAUGAAUUUAGGUGGCCAGUUCCAAUGCCCUAAUUUGAGAAAGCUUCAGGAAUUGCUGUUCCCAAACUCUUUACCUCCUAAUUUUAUUUCUUGUUCUGCCUCAAGUUCCUAUUUAUUGUGGACUAGAGGCUUUCUGAAAUGUUAGAAAUGCAGGAGUCAUGAAAUGUGGGGAAAGAAACUUCCUCGGCCUUAUGAUAAUCUGUGAUCCUACAGCCCACUUCUCAUGCAUGACAUUUUCUCUCUAGUCAACCUGAACAUAUUGUCUCUUGGUUUUAAACAGUGCUUUUAUUAGACUUUCCCACCCUAGACAAUGAGGCUUGGACAACAAAGACUUGGAAUGAUUUCAGCAUUUCAUUAUUAUGAAAGAAGACAUCUGGAGGACCUUCUCACCAUGAACAGAAGCAGGGCUGAAAAAUCAUAGAUACUCGGUCAGAGCUCUGAGAUUCAUCCAAGGAAGAAACCCUCCACCGAUUGUUUGUUGUAGUAUCUUUGUUAGGCACAAAUUCUCUAUGUUUCAUCCAGUUUGUGAGGGAUGUUCUUUCCUGAGCUGUUUGAAUACUUGUUGAUAAUAAUGUUGACUCUAACCUGUGUUAGGAAGAUGAUACAACCCAACACCGCAGUCUUUUGAACUUCCUUUAUUUGUAAGCACCAAUUUCCUUUCCUAGCCCCUUUCAUGUUCCUUAGGGAUCACAUUUCCAUCUCAUUGAGUUGAUGUGUUCUCAGUGCCCCACAUGUUGACUAGCUUUUCUUUUUCUUCUUUUUUUUUUGGGAGGGGGAGUACCAGGGAUUGAACUCAAGGGCACUCGACC
Molecule: messenger RNA, 1161 nt
Organism: Ictidomys tridecemlineatus (thirteen-lined ground squirrel)
Lineage: Eukaryota; Metazoa; Chordata; Mammalia; Rodentia; Sciuridae
Source: RefSeq, a predicted model, not a curated record